Molecule: messenger RNA, 2372 nt
Organism: Pezoporus flaviventris
Lineage: Eukaryota; Metazoa; Chordata; Aves; Psittaciformes; Psittacidae
Gene: MED6
Product: mediator complex subunit 6
Exons: 8
Coding region: 127-867 (246 amino acids)
Biological process (GO): regulation of transcription by RNA polymerase II
Cellular component (GO): mediator complex; core mediator complex
Molecular function (GO): transcription coactivator activity
Source: RefSeq, a predicted model, not a curated record
CGCCCCGCCCCGCCGGGUGUGGUGCCGCUCUAGCCUCCCGUCUCUGUUGCCGGCGCCGCUCUACCCCUCUCCCCAUCCUCACCUGCUCCCAGUGCCCGGUGCCGGGCGGAAGUGAGUGGCGCGGUCAUGGCGGCUGUGGACAUCCGAGAUAAUCUCUUGGGAAUUUCCUGGGUUGACAGCUCCUGGAUUCCAAUAUUAAACAAUGGGAGUGUUUUGGACUAUUUCUCAGAGCGAAGUAACCCAUUCUAUGACCGAACAUGUAACAAUGAAGUUGUCAAAAUGCAGCGGAUGACCUUAGAACAUUUGAACCAGAUGAUUGGAGUGGAGUACAUCCUUCUUCAUGCUCAAGAGCCCAUUCUCUUCAUUAUCCGAAAGCAGCAAAGGCAGUCUCCUACACAAGUUAUUCCACUGGCCGACUACUAUAUUAUUGCUGGAGUGAUUUAUCAGGCACCUGACUUAGGGUCUGUCAUUAACUCCAGAGUUCUCACUGCAGUGCAUGGAAUUCAGUCUGCUUUUGAAGAAGCCAUGUCCUACUGCCGCUAUCACCCAUCCAAGGGCUACUGGUGGCAUUUCAAAGACCAAGAAGAACGAGAGAAAGCUAAACCAAAAGCCAAGAAGAAAGAAGAACCAAGUUCUAUUUUCCAAAGGCAACGGGUAGAUGCUUUGCUUUUAGACCUAAGACAAAAGUUUCCACCCAAAUUUGUUCAGCAAAAACUUGGAGAAAAGCCUAUCCCAGUGGAUCAAAUCAAGAAGGAACCAGAACCAGCCCCUGAAGCUGUCAAGCAAGAGGAAAAAGAGACUGUAAAGAAUGCUCAGCAGAGUGCUGGUGCUAAAGGACCACCGGAAAAACGGAUGAGACUCCAGUGAAGGCAGAAGUUGUUGCACGUCUGGAUUGGUACCUGGAAAACAGGAUAUUCUUGCUCCCCUUUCUUUAUAUUUAAGCCCUCCACUGAGACUGAUGAUUCAGGGCCUGAAGUCCCUGUAACAUCUUUUUCUAUAGAACCCUGCCACUCAGAUGUUAAUGUCAGGUUGUGAGAUGCCUCAAAGAAGGUGUUUUCAGUCUCUUCAUCUGAUUUUGAAUGUUGGCUUCUGAGAAUGGUUUUUACACAGACAUGUUUUGCAGCUUCCUGAAAUCUUCACAGGCUCUUGCAUCGCUUGUGUCUUGGUUUCCUGUGUAAAAAAAACUUUUAUAUAUAUUAAAAAAAGAAUUCUUGGCAAAUAAAAAUGCUGGUUGCUGGAAUGCCUUUCUUAAAUGCUUACUUUGUUCGUAACGAACGUGCCAUAUGUGCUAGCAGCUUUCUUUCGCUUAGAUUUUGGAAUAUAUUCUGUGCUAUUCUGAGGGGAAAAAAGUUCAACUAGAGGAUUUAGGCUGCCUGCUAUAAAUUGCUGUGCCUUUAGUGUGCUUGGAAUACAGGUAAAAGAUUUGAUAACUGGAGGCUCAAAUCCAUGUAAUUUGAUGUCAGACUGCCCUCAGUCUCUAAAUGUUCCUGGCCACUCCUUUUACUUAAUAGCUAAGCUGGUCUUUUAUUGUAAAAGCUAGUAGUCUGUGAGAGAUAUUUAUGAUGACUUAAACCAGGCUAAAAUGUCUUGCUGUUGCACAUUCAGUGACAUUGUUUAUAUUUCUUUUUCCAGCGUAACUCGAAUAUAUGUUAUGUCUGUUCCUCUGUAUUUCUAGCACUUUCUUGCUGCAUCUGCUCUGUGCAUACUGCAUCUGAUCACCGUGAUUUAGUCAUCUGCUUUUUAGACCUGAGGAGGUAGGGCAGUUGAAGAGAAACAUCACUGACAGCUAUACACUUUGCUGUUUUAGCAUGUGGCCUACACAAACCAAAGAGGAUGGGCUUCUGGUCUGAUCCCAUUUGAGUUAAAGUGCCAACAUCUAAGCUAUUGAGAGGAUAGAAAAUGGUUUCCAUACAUGAAACAAUGCAUUUGAAUGUGAUAAGCCUCUUCUGGGGAAUGAUCUUUUCCUGAGAGAAUAAUACAGUGAUAAAAUCAUAAGGGAUGUUACCAAUGGUCAGUUUGUUAGUAGGUGUCCUUCAGUGCUGAAGGUUUGCCAUAUGAGGGGAUGAGGAACUGAAAUAUCUUCUAUUCUGUUACUUGCUAACAAGAUAGUCCAAAUAAUUUUAUCAGCUAAGUGCACUUUGUUAUUAACUGAAGCGACGUCAGAUAUUACUGUUAAAUUCAAAAUAAUUUACUGUCAAAAAGCUAUUAAGCAGCUAUCUUGUAGUCAGUAAUGUUUUUCAGUGUGUGAGAUCCUAAGCCUCUGGUAUUUAUAUACUGUCUCUUGGUUUGGAGCCUGAGUUCUGAAGUCCAAAGUCCUUCAAAGGACCUUCAGUAUUUGUAAAUCUUACAGAUAAAAGAGAAAUAAGUAAGCA